Molecule: messenger RNA, 4995 nt
Organism: Syngnathus typhle (broad-nosed pipefish)
Lineage: Eukaryota; Metazoa; Chordata; Actinopteri; Syngnathiformes; Syngnathidae
Product: tensin-3-like
Exons: 26
Coding region: 1-4002 (1333 amino acids)
Biological process (GO): dephosphorylation
Molecular function (GO): protein binding; phosphatase activity
Source: RefSeq, a predicted model, not a curated record
AUGGAGGAGGGAUACGAGCUGGACCUGACGUACAUCACGGAGCGCAUCAUCGCCGUGUCCUUCCCUCGGGGAUGCCUGGAAGAGAUCUACGCUCACAAUCUCAAAGAUGUCACACGAAUGCUUAAGUCCAAGCACGCAGACAAUUACCUGAUUAUCAACCUGUCAGAGAAAAGACAUGAUCUGUCAAGAAUGAAUCCAAAGACCUUGGAUACAGGCUGGCCUGACAUGCACGCCCCGCCUCUAGAUAAGAUCUGCACCAUCUGUAAAGCCAUGGAGAGCUGGCUCAAUGCCGACCCGCUGCAUGUGGUGGUCAUCCACUGCAGGGGCGGCAAAGGGAGAAUCGGCGUGGUCAUUUCAUCCUUUGUGCAUUUCACAGACGUAUCGGCCAGUGCUGAUCAAGCAUUGGACCGUUUCGCCAUGAGGAAAUACUACGAUGAUAAAGUCUCUGCUCUCAUGACGCCGUCACAGAAGCGCUAUGUCUGGAUCCUCAACAGCCUCCUAAGCGGCUCCAUGAAGAUCAACGCCUCGCCUUUAUUCCUGCAUUACAUCAUCCUCCACGGAAUCCCCAACUUUGAAUCCUCUGGAGUAUGUCGACCGUACGUCAAAGUCUACCAGGGAAUGCAAGCGGUGUAUUCAUCUGGAAUCUAUCACAUCGGUUCAGGCCACAGAGGGCGGAUCUGCGUCACCCUGGAGCCUGCCCAGCUUCUCAAAGGGGACAUUAUGAUUAAAUGUUACCACAAGAGUGAGGUUUCUUCAGAGCGGGAGGUGAUUUUCAGGCUGCAGUUCCACACGGGAGCAGUGCAGGGCUAUAAGAUGAUGUUUGAUAAAGAGGACAUGGAAUCCGCCAACAAAGAUUCCAGAUUUCCAGAGUACGGCAAAGUUGAGCUGCUUUUCUCGGAGGGACCGGAAAAGAUUCCCGGUGCCGACAGAUGGCACAACGGCACCGACGUUACUGUGGACUACAAUACCGCCGACCCCCUGAUCCGCUGGGACUCCUACCAGAACAUGUGUGACGCAGAAGGUACCGUAGCACUGGCGCGCUGUCAAAGCCUAAGCCAGGAUAAAGCACAGAGCAAGAAGACCCCCAACGGAGGAGAGCCCACGUUGGUCGCGAGGACCUGCAGCACCUCGGCCACCUCCAGCCCCGACCACAGCGAUCACGCCCUCUCCGUCAGCAGCGACUCAGGCCUGUCCAGCACCUCGCUCUGGGCGGACAGACCCGCAGCUUCGUCGGCGGCCGUGACUUCUACCGCCGUCCGUUCCCACCAGGGUCCCAGCCAACAGGAGAAAGUUCAGCUCAAACAGCUGUUGAGCGGAUUCGGAGUGGAGGACCCCUCGCUUGAGGAGAUGGAUGAUCCGGCCCCAAGAGUGGCCAUCCAUCAGAUAGUCCCGGCUCAAGUGCACAUUAACGGCGACCCCUCAAGAAGUCCUCAAGAGAGGGAGACGGACAUUCUGGACGAUGAGGUCAUCACGGGGCAGGAUCUGCAUAGCGUGGACAGCUUCGGGACCUUGUCGUCCUCCUGCCACAAAAGCAGCCAGAACUCCUUGCUCUCCGACGGCUUCAUUGGUCCGGGAGGAGAGGAAAUGCAGCAAAGCCAGAACCAGCUCCAUCACCCGCCAUCUUGUCCUAUGGAGGACUAUGAGAGACAUUAUGGCGAGGCGAGAAGGGGCCACAUUGGUCCCAGGAUCAACUCGGUGGUGACUUCCAACCCCAGCAUCGCUUCCGUGCCGAAGCAUGUCUACAGACAGGGAAGCUAUUCCACACAGUCGUGGGUCCGCCAGCAACAGAUGGUUGCGCAACAGUUCAUUUUCAUGCCCGAGGAUGGAAAUGAUGCAGAAAGGUACCAAGGGAACAAACAAAGGAGCAGUUCGCCCAAACAAGGCUCGACCUCGGAGCAGCGGAACCCGGCCACGUCUUCUCCGGGAGGAACGGUUCCUCGCAAGGAACAAGCCGCACUGAACAAUAACAACAACAACACACGGGACGAGGAGUUCAAAUCUCUUACCGUGGAUAUUGACAACUCCAUCGAUCAGCUCAAUCAGCUCAUCAUGGACCUGGACCCCACUUUCACGCCGCCCUCCAGCAAAAGCGGCUCCAUCCAGAGGAACGGCGGCGCGCGUGUCAACGGCUCGGCUUCCGAGCGCUCCAACGGUAUCCAUCUGCGAUUCGGCGAGAACGACGCGCAGCAGAUGGUUGUCCAGUCCAACGACGGGGAUGUGGCACGGAGUUUAAGCCGUCAAGGGAGCGACGUCGCAAGGUUCUGCAGCUCGGGGUGGACGCGAAGCGAGGAGUACAGAAUCCAGAGGACGUACUCGCCGCAAUCCCAGCAGCAUGCCGUGUUGUGCAGGAACGACAGCGCUGACUACGGGUCGCAAGGUCCAGACGCAGACAGCAGGGUCGAAGCCGGGUGUGAUGUGGCUCCGCCCACUCCCGCCUUCCCUAUAUCUCCACCUACGCCAUACGUGAAAAAUGUGUCAGAGUUUACUCAGUCAUUCCGGCAAACGCCUCCACCUGCCAUUCACUCCUACGGAGGCUUCCGGACAGACCACGAAUCACGGGGAUAUUCAGAGAUGGUCAAUCACGUUGGAGUCGAUGCGGCAAAUAUCAACUGCCACCGGACGACACAUUCCGCCUCCAAUGUUGGCUCCCAUCAGCGGAAUGAGGGGCCAUCAGUGAACCAGUCUUGGCCGGAACACCCCGUCCUGAGCCGUCAAGCCUCUUUGAACAGCUUCCCCUCCAACAGGCAAGCCCCCCAGCACUCCCCCUCACUGGACUACGGCCACCGAGGCGUCCACCCGGAACCCAACGGCCACAGCUCGCCUCGUAGCAGCCAGCGAAGCCGUAUGGCUCGCUACGCCCUCGGCCACAGUCCCGCCCAAAGCUUUGACGAACAGGAUGACUCACACUGUCCCCCAAACGGGAUUCUCUCCUUGGAUGAGAAUCAAUCUCAGCUGCCGCAUCUGCCUGAGAAGAAGAGGGUACCAGAUGGGGAACAUGGGGGCACAGCAUCCCCUGCACCGAGCGGAUUCUCAAGUCCGCACAGCGCGAGUUCCCUGAGUAUCCCCUUCCCCAACGUCUUGCCGGAUCUGUCGGCUCAGAUCCCGAGAACGGGCUCGCCUCUGCCGGAUGUGCUUGCCAGCAAGCAGGUUACGGUCAAAUUUGUACAAGAUACAUCCAAAUUCUGGUACAAGCCUGACAUCUCCAGAGACCAAGCCAUUUCAGUCUUAAAGGACAAGGAGCCAGGUUGCUUCAUCGUGCGGGACAGCCAUUCCUUCCGAGGUGCCUACGGGCUGGCCAUGAAGGUGGCCACACCCCCGGCCUCUGUUCUCCAGCAGAGCAAAAAAGGUGGAGAUCUUGCCAAUGAAUUAGUGCGCCAUUUCCUGAUUGAGUGCUCACAGAAGGGUGUUCGCUUGAAGGGUUGCCCCAAUGAGCCCUAUUUUGGAAGUUUAACUGCAUUGGUUUGCCAACAUUCAAUAACUCCCUUGGCCCUGCCCUGUAAACUCAUCAUACCAGACAGAGAUCCUCUCGAAGAUGUGGUGGAGAACACGUCUCAGUCAGUCACAAACUCUGCCGCGGAACUGCUCAAACAAGGAGCAGCCUGUAACGUUUGGUUCCUGGGCUCGGUGGACAUGGAGUCGCUGACGGGGGUGCAGGCGGUGCAGAAAGCCACCGGCAUGAUUCUGAGCUCCAACCCCCCUCCAACUUCCACAGUGGUCCACUUCAAGGUCUCCUCGCAAGGAAUCACCCUCACUGACAACCAGAGGAAGCUUUUCUUCAGGAGGCAUUACAACGUCAACACGGUCAUAUUCUGUGCUUUGGACCCUCAAGAUAGAAAAUGGAAAAGGGAUGGCUGCUCAUCAGCAAAGAUCUUUGGCUUCGUGGCGAGAAAAAGCGGCACCUCCAUGGACAACGUGUGCCACCUUUUUGCCGAGCACGACCCCGAGCAGCCGGCCAGCGCCAUCGUCAACUUUGUUUCCAAGGUGAUGAUCAAGAGUAAGUAGGUGGAUCCGAGGAACUGUAAACGGAGCAGGAUUACCAGCAGGAUCUUGGUGGACUCUCAUGACGUCAUUGUCACACCCGUAGAUUUUUUUUUUCUCCCUAUCUCGCUAUUAACGGUCAUUAACAUUGCUGAUUAGAAGAAUGCAUCUCACGAGCGGUGUGCGUGUAUAUAGUAGAUUGGUUUCAUGGGAUACAUGGCGUGCAUAUAUAAACUAUGCAACAUACAAAUGUUUUAUUUUUUUAAACCAUACUUAAACACGUUAUGCAUUAUAAGUCUUCCUCUAAGUUUUACGCGUAUGACAGCUGUCAACAUUUACAUGAAAAAGAGUGAGUGUCUGUGUGUGUGAGAUGAAGAUUAUUUGAAGUAAACCUUAAUAUAUAUUAUGUAUUCCUCUACCCAAACGACACAAACUGGUCCAAUUAUAUCGAAAUGUAAUUGUGUUUUUAUUUUUGUCCCUUUUGCCAGGUCGCAUUCCCAUUUAUGAUUUUGCGGGACACUGAGCCAAUUGAACAUUUAAAAACAAUUCAAUGAAAUGAUCUCAUUUUGACUCUGGUGCCCCCUAUAGGCAAAACGUGCCCUCAAUAAGAAUUAGCAAAUGGGCUUUCACUUGUCUAGCGCUUCAAGGGUGAUGCAUCAACUUGAUUUUCAAUUUUUUCUAUAUUUGAAGUUGUCUUAAGUUUGUUCUUUUCGUGCUGCUGCGCCUCCCCGCAAGUCUUCUGGUGCCCACUAGAGGGAGUUGUUCCCACACAUUUUGAAAACUGCUGUCUGUCCGAGAAGAAGAAGCCACCGUUUUCGUAUUGUCUGUGGAAAACAUAACAUGUAUUUCUAUUUUAUUUACGCCUAUCUCACCUCAGUGUCUUUACAGUGAUUUUAAACGUGGCCACAUGUAUGUGUACCUCAUGUAUACUGGACCUCUGUGUAUAACUUUAUUUGUAUAUGCAAAUUGAAUUUUGUUUUGAUGUGCUCUGUAAAUAAACACAAGGAAACACUUGUA